Messenger RNA from Diaporthe amygdali, 1713 nucleotides. RefSeq lists its product as uncharacterized. Gene Ontology annotation, cellular component: Golgi apparatus. Gene Ontology annotation, biological process: intra-Golgi vesicle-mediated transport; endocytosis; endoplasmic reticulum to Golgi vesicle-mediated transport. NCBI's taxonomy places the organism in Eukaryota, Fungi, Ascomycota, Sordariomycetes, Diaporthales, Diaporthaceae. The record is from RefSeq and is a predicted model, not a curated record. Gene Ontology annotation, molecular function: GTPase activator activity; metal ion binding. The transcript has 2 exons. The coding region runs from base 1 to 1713 and encodes 570 amino acids.
AUGUCAAGGCGACCACCGAACCCCGCCGCCGAGCGGGCGGCAAAGAACCAAGCGACCAUCAAGUCGCUGCUGAAGUUGGAGCCUAAUAAGAUGUGUUCUGACUGCAAGAGGAACAAACAUCCUCGAUGGGCAAGUUGGAAUUUGGGCGUCUUCAUCUGCAUCCGGUGCUCAGGCAUUCACCGUAGCAUGGGAGUCCACAUCAGCAAGGUCAAGUCUGUCGACCUCGAUUCCUGGACCGACGAACAACUACAAAGUGUCCUUAACUGGGGCAAUGCACGAGCGAACAAGUAUUGGGAGGCGAAGCUGGCACCCGGCCACGUGCCCUCCGAGGCCAAGAUCGAGAACUUUAUCCGAACCAAAUAUGAACUCAAGAGAUGGGUGAUGGAUGGGCCAAUGCCUGAUCCAUCUACACUGGGAACGGACGCCGAUGACGAUGUGCCACUCAGCAUUGUCAAGGAAAAGCAGACCAUCGAGAGGAAGCAGUCCCUGAAGACACAUCCCGGCCAACCAUCGGGUUCUGCCCGACCAGCUCCAGCUCCACAAGUCGACCUAAUCGGCGGUGACGACCCCAUCCCUCGCGCAAGCACUGCCGGCCCAGUGGCUUCCAAAGUGCCACCGAAGGCCGAGCCCGCGCCGCCAAAGUCGACGAGCGCAAACAACUCGCUGCUUGGCUUGGAUUUCCUAGGCUCUCAACCGUCCCCGCCCCCUCGACCUGCCAGCACCACUGGCUCCGGUGGAGUGGGUGGCCAGUCGAGGCCAGACCUAAAGCAGUCCAUCCUAUCACUUUACGCCACGGCACCAAGGCCACAGCAGCCAUCUCAUGGUCACACCCACUCUGGCUCCUUCGGCAGCUUGGCAUCGCCCACGGCACCGCCGCAAAUGAGCCAGCCGGCAGGACAGCCGGCUGGAGGUGGAUUGAACGAUGCCUUCAGCAACCUGAGCUUCUCGAACAUCUCCAGCCCCAAGAGCCCUCAAAACUCGGCCUUUUCAAACUUGAAUCCGGUGUCAAGCAACAGAUCGACACCUCAGCCCCAGCAGUCCUCUGCAUUCUCCGGUCUCAGUGGUGGAGGCUUCUUCGACUCCAAGCCCGCAGCAGCACCCGCUCCCAGCAAGCCGACACCGUCUAACAGCGGGUUUGGCGGCUUCGGGGGCUUCGGGGACUUUUCCUCGCCAGCGGCCCAGCCCAAGCCAGCAGCCCCGGCAUCCUCUGCCAUGAACGACCUUUUCGACUUCUCCUCUCCCGCUCCGGCGGCCGCGCCGGCCCCAGCCCCCGCUCCCGCAGUCUCCAGCACCUCCAACUCCGUCUUCAACCUCACCCAGCCCAAGUCUCCCCCGGCGCCUGCGACGACGACCAGCCCGCUCGCUACAAUGGGCAACAGCGGCGGAUUCUCGGGGGCAGACGUGUGGGGAGGCAACGCGUGGGCCGACCCGGCGCCGGCCAGCAAGCCCGCGGCGAGCAUCCCAGCGCCGGCGCCGCAGCCGUCCAACGACUUCGGGGCGUGGGGCAGCAGCAGUGGCGGCGGCGGUGCCAGCAGCGCCAUGAGCUCGUUUGCGAACACGUCGAUCGUGCCGGGGGCGUCUGGCGGGCUGGUGACGCAGCCCAAGGUGGCGGCGGACGAGGAGUUUGGCGGGUGGACGAGCAGCACUGCGGCGCCGACGACCGGCGCUAAGGGGGCUGGGAGCGAGGAUCUGUUUUCAAACGUGUGGGAGUAG